Messenger RNA from Xenopus tropicalis (tropical clawed frog), 2395 nucleotides. RefSeq names its product tumor protein D52-like 2 (gene tpd52l2). Bases 16 to 969 code for a protein of 317 amino acids. The transcript has 10 exons. The record is from RefSeq and is a predicted model, not a curated record. NCBI's taxonomy places the organism in Eukaryota, Metazoa, Chordata, Amphibia, Anura, Pipidae.
AUCUGGUGGCAUUACAUGUCAGGCUACAGAUCAGAGCUCCCCCCUCACUGGCCGCCAUCGACAACCGACCCACAGCGGGAAACCCCGUACGUAUUGAGCGCCGGUAUAGAGAUUAAAGCCAACCGAAAAGAUGGCGCCGACAUGCUCAUACAGGAAACUACAACAACGCAGCAGCGUCGGCAGGACGUAACUCUCACGCAUUUACACGCCUACUGUGUUGAUUUCCGGAAACAGGCCACGCCUAGCUGCUAUCGUCAAUAUCCGGUAAACGGCGACAUGGAGCCCGGUGGGCAGGACAUCAACCUUAACUCUCCCAACAAAGGUUUGCUGACAGACUAUGGGGCUGAUGUGCCAGUGCUGCCCGCGGGAGGCCACGCCCCUGCUGAUGCCGCUGGGAUGGCAGUGCCAGAGGGCCUGACAGAAGCCGAGACUGAAGAGCUGCACAGUGAGCUGCUGAAGGUGGAGGAGGAAAUCAACACGCUGCGCCAGGUUCUGGCUGCCAAGGAGAGACAUGCCGCGGAGCUGAAGAGAAAGCUCGGCCAGACCCCCCUCAACCAGCUGAAGAUGAACUUGUCCAAGAGCCUCCAGGAGGUGCAGAUGUCCAACGCUUAUGUAAAAACAUCAGAGAAAUUUGGCGAAUGGAACGAGAAAGUGACGCAGUCUGAUGUCUACAAGAAGACGCAGGAGACGCUGUCGCAGGCAGGGCAGAAAACUUCCGCCGCUCUGUCCAACGUGGGCACCGCUAUUACCCGCAGGCUGGGAGACAUGAGGGCUCUCCCUUUCUCCCAAUCAUUUAGCAGCUACUCUAUCCGCCACUCCAUAAGCAUGCCCGCCAUGAGGAAUUCGCCCACCUUCAAGUCGUUUGAGGAGCGCGUGGGGAGCCUAAAGGGUCGGGUGUCCCUCGGAGGAGGAGAAAGCGGGAACUUUCACUCUCCGGAUAACAAUCCACAGGACUCCGCCCCCUUCUAGACCCAGAAGAACACGAUUGGUUUCCAUCCCAGCCACUCCCCCUUCCUGUUCCCCUGGUUCUCAGGCUGGGAAUCCCUCCGUUUAAAUGGAAACUGCACCUUCAUGAAGAAGUGGCCCCAUGACAUUAUCUGCAUCACUGCUGCUGCCUGUAGGGGGAGCAAGUCACAUGGGUGGGGCCCCAUUAAACAUGCAGCUAAAACAGCCAAUAACCUCCUGCUAAUAGCUUUUAAGGGGUGGGGACAACUCUGCCGAGCUGAGUGGGUUUAACUAGGGGGCUAUCCGUUAUGGCGACCUACCCUAGUGGGAGGAGCUUGGCAGAAAUGUGGGUGGGAGAUGGAGCUCUCUUAUGGGAGGUGCACUGUGGGUGUGGCUUGAAAAACGCCAGACAGGGAGCUAUUUUGGGAGAUGCUAAGUGGGUGGAGCUAGGGAGGUUGUGGGAGGAGCUUGAUUAGACUGAGUUUAGAAUACUCAUUUCAUAUUUAUGUGAGCGGCACCUCCCACCCACCGCUGUGUGCUUAUGCCCUGUAGGUGGGAGGAGCUUGAGGGCAAUAUGCCGCUCACCAGAUUUGCCCAUGUACCCAGACUUUCCCCUAAAUACAGCAACUGGCAGCUUCGUUGGUUUAGUUUCCCUUUAAACAGCAGAUGCAGUUUCUCUGCGACACCCCCAACGUGAUGUGGAAUCUUCCACUAUAUAGCGAGGGGGGGGGGAGAUUCAGGCUAUAAAUCAUCUCGUUCCAAUUGAACACUUCCCUACCGGUGCCCCCGGGGCAGUGGGAUUGCCCCUGGGUGUGCCCCCCCCCCCCCCACUCAUGCCAAUAGUCUGUGAAUAGGAAACACUAUUAAGCAACCGGCGGGCACCCCCCGGGGCUCUUAUUGAUUUGAUUUUACCCCCGGCUCAGCAGAGAAGGGGCAAAUAUCCUGCAACUUUUCUUUCUCUGUGAUACUUGAACUGCACUGCUUCCCGAGUGGGGCCCCAGCGGCCCCCGUGCAAACGGCUAGAGAUAUAUAUAUAUACGGAGAUUUCUAUCCACCCCUGUAGUGUCGCUUUGUACUGCUGCCAUUCCGUCGGUGACAGAGAGAGGGCGCCAGCUGUUACUGCUGGGAAUUGUAGUUGAGGUAUAGGGGCAAUAGGUGAGAGCUUCUUGCCCCCAGGGGUAAGUGUGUGGCCCCCACUCUCUGCAUUGUCUGUACCGAGCAUCGUUCCUCUAUCACUGUGUAACAUAUAACCAAAGGCAUCGCAUCUGGCUGACACCUGCACUCUCCUUACUGGGGGGCAAUAGCGGGCCCCCCGCUAGUUUCAGGCAUGCAGGUUUUAUCUACAGAAUGUGUUUGUACAACCAUGGCCGAGGGGGAGGGGCCACAGCUAUGUAAGUAGCUCCUCCCUCUCUGUAGGGAGGCUCUAUCAAUAAAGCAUUUAAUAGAAGAA